GGUUUGUCCAGAAUUGCUUUAUAAAGAGAAAUCAGCUGUGAUAAAUGUCCUUAAAAGCCAAACAUUACAUUAGCAGACUGCAGGGAUGUUGCUCCUCAUUUAUCUGAACGCUUGCUGGUUCCUUCAUCAGUGGACCACCCUGCCUGAGGUCAGUGAGUUUGACUGAAAGCUUUAGUCCACAUUUUCUCAGUGAAUUCACAGACUAAAUGUUCACUGAUCCUGGUUCCUUCAGGAAGUGUGUUCUUGUCUUGAACCGUUUUAUUUUUGUGCCCAGCAGUGAUGUGCUGCUCAGGAACGAGUCCAUUUGCCAACUCUUUUUUUUUUUCUGCUCCUAAUCUAUUAUAAACCAAGUUACACAUUAUUAAUUCUGCCUAAACGCUUUAAAGAUUUUAAUCCAUUGUGAAACCAAACAGUUUAAACCAGUACUGAAGUCCAAAUCAGUACCGGUGUAUUCCAUUCUUCUAAAAGUCUAAAACUUGAUUCAGGGAGUGAAAACUAACCAGCUUUACUGUGUUCCAGUUGCAAGUUAAAAAAAAACAGUGGGAUUUGUUCAAAAUUAGAGGUUUAAUGACAGUCUGUUAGCAUUAGAAACUCAUAAGGUGUUUAUAUGUUGAAAGAUGUUCAGAAACAGGUUGGACAGUUUUCUGAUUCAUCUGAAGUCCAAAUAAUCCGUUUUAUUCUGUAACAGUCAUGGUGUUUUAUGUUGGCUACAUUUUUUAUUUUGACAUCAUGGAUGCUUGACUUUCCUAAUUAGAAUAUUUAAUUUCAGGAGCAUUGCAGUUGAUUUGAAGCUUCUGUAACUGGCCUUGUGUGGACACAUGAAAGUGGAGAUGUAACAUGUCCACAGUACCUGAUGUAAAUGUUGUAUUUUUGAACAGUUUUAUAUUUUAUAAGUUCUCACGUGUGUGUUUUGAUAUAUUUAUCAAACAGGGUUGAAAUAUAAAAGCCAGGACAUUAGAAGAAGAACUAUUUGUUAGCCGGAAGAAUCGCUAGGCCGAGCCAAAUGAAUCGGAUCCCAGUCUGGAGCCGGAAUUCCCCCCACCAAUGGCUUUCAGCUGUAAUCUCGCGAUAAACAGCGAGACUAACAGAAGCCGGUUUGGCGGAGUAAGCAGACAGUCAAUUAGCGGUAAAUAAAUCCGUUUUCAUUAAAAACCCGCAGAAUUUGGACCAGUUUCCGAUGAUUUUCGGUUAAUUUUUCUGUCGGUAGAACCUCUGCUUUGUUUAAACCCGCUUUAACGUGUUUUAUCGGCCGCUGGAGGCGCUGACAGCCCGGAUUAUAAUCCCACAAACGGACCGUUUUUAUCGGAUUCAGUCCACUGAGGAGGAAUUCUGAGAAUCGGACCAGAACCGAACAGGUUCUGCUAGGUGUUUCUGAGGAGCCGAUCCGGAUCAGAGGAACGGUUCUGGUUAAUAUUCUAGAAGCUAAUCUUCGAUUGUUUUAGCAGAUGGGGGACAUGUGACGUGGUGCUAGUUCGUCCCGUCCGUCCAUUAACCCGAUCUUCCUCCUCCUGCAGCGGUUCGGUCCGGUUCUGUCGGACUCUCAUGAUUCAGCAGCAGGGAACCCGUUUGCUCGCUGGUGUGUUCUGCCAGUGUCGGUCCGCGGAAACCCACGCUGGCGUGGACCCGGGUGGAGGGUGUGGGCCACAUCCCUCGGCCAGCCCGCAGCUCGCUUCCCAGGACUCUCGGCCCGGUUCGGAGAUCCUGGAUCAUCCAUGUGACAUGUGCGGAGGUCCGGAGCAGGAGCACCGGCUGAAGGUUCUGUUCCAGAUCCUGGAUGUGAACGGGGACGGAGGGAUCUGCGUGAACGACCUGACCAUCGGUCUGAAGAAGCUGGGAGUCCACCGAACCGAACACGAGCUAAGGAAAAUAGUCAAAGCAGGAGACAAAGACCUGGAUGGACAGCUGGACUUUAAAGAGUUUGUUCAUUACCUCAGAGAUCAUGAGAAGAAACUGCGACUCGUCUUCAAGAGUCUGGACAAGAAGAACGACGGCUGGAUCGACUCGCAGGAGAUCAUGCAGUCCCUGCGCGACCUGGGAAUCAAUAUCUCUGAGGAACAGGCUGAGGAGAUUCUCAGAAGAAUAAGGACUGGGCUUAUCUGGACCCCGGUCCUGUACAUGGAUAAAAACGGCACCAUGACCAUAGACUGGGAUGAGUGGAGAGAUUAUCACCUGCUGCAUCCGGCGGACAACAUUCCUGAAAUCAUCCUGUACUGGAAACACUCCACGAUCCUGGAUGUCGGUGAGAGUAUAAUCGUCCCUGAUGAGUUCACUGCUGAGGAGAAGAAAACAGGCAUGUGGUGGCGACACCUGGUGGCUGGAGGAGGAGCCGGCGCCGUGUCCCGGACCUGCACGGCACCGCUCGACAGGCUUAAAGUUCUGAUGCAGGUUCACGCCUCUAAAAGCAACAGCAUGCGGAUCGCCGGUGGGUUCCUUCAGAUGAUCCGAGAGGGCGGGGUGAGGUCGCUGUGGAGAGGAAACGGGAUCAACGUGAUCAAAAUCGCUCCGGAGUCUGCCAUCAAGUUCAUGGCUUACGAGCAGAUUAAACGACUCAUCGGAAGCAACCAGGAGACGCUGGGAAUGACGGAGAGAUUCGUGUCCGGAUCUCUGGCUGGAGCAAUCGCUCAGAGCAGCAUCUACCCCAUGGAGGUUCUGAAGACCCGCUUGGCCCUCAGGAAGACGGGUCAAUACUCUGGGAUCGUGGACUGUGCCAAACACAUCAUCCAGAAGGAGGGAAUGACAGCUUUCUACAAAGGUUACAUCCCCAACAUGCUGGGCAUCAUUCCGUACGCCGGCAUCGAUCUGGCCGUCUACGAGACCUUGAAGAACUCCUGGCUGCAACGUUUCGCCACAGACAGCGCCGAUCCUGGAGUCUUUGUGCUUCUGGCCUGUGGGACCACCUCCAGCACCUGCGGACAACUGGCGAGCUACCCACUGGCUCUGGUCCGAACCCGGAUGCAGGCACAAGCUUCUCUGGACAGCGGACCUCAGAUGACCAUGACGGGCCUUUUCCGACACAUCGUCCGGACCGAAGGAGCGCUGGGACUCUACCGAGGCCUCGCCCCUAACUUCAUGAAGGUCAUCCCGUCCGUCAGCAUCAGCUACGUGGUGUACGAGUACCUGAAGAUCGCGCUGGGGGUCCAGUCCAGGUGAAGAGGCGCAGGAACCGGACAGCUUCCUCCUUCAUGUUGGACCGAACCGAUCAGUGACUGAAGGAGGCGCCGGGCUCCCAGCCGCUGGUUGCUUUUAGUUUUAGUGCUUUAUCGCCUCUGAGUCUUAAUUCACACACAGGUUUACAUUACUGGGAGUCAUGGAAACCAGUCUGCUGCUGGGACACUGGUUUCAUGUCAUCAGAUCAUCUGGGCUGUGAAGAUGUGACUGGAGCUCCGCUGAGGGUGGAUUACUGAAGGCUUCUCCACCGACCUGCAGCAGAACAAUCAUGCAGCGUCUGCUCCAUGAUUCUGCUGGUGGAACAGGUCUUGUCCUGAAGGUCUAACUGAUCUCAAGGCAACCAAACUGGAUCGGAGACCAGCUGAGGACACAUCUCCAUCGCUCCUGCUGGCUGCCAGAGGAGAAGCUGCAGCAGCCCAGUCAGCGUGGGGCUGGAAGACAUUCCUGAAGAUCAGCAGGAGGUCCUCCUGAUCUGAUCAGAUAUCGGAUCUAAAACCAGUCCAGUUUCUACAUAAACCACCUGCUGCAGGUUUCCUGACCCAGAGCCUCGAUCUUCUUCAUAAAGUGACCCGAGUCGGAUCCAGCUGAGAUCAGUUGGAAUAUUUUCAGUGGCAGCUCCAAGUUCAAGCAGCUAGAGAUCUUCAUCAUGUCUGCAGAUGUUACUGAUGAUGAAGCUCUUCUUCAGCUCCUUACAGCCGGUUUUAAUUUGUUAUUUUGCCAUUUUACAAACAGGGACCUUUAGCGCCUCCUGCAGACCAUGUGGAGAAAAACAGGUUUGAUUCCAGUUUUAGUUGUUUAGGUCAAUCAUCUGAGCUCCUCCAGGUCUGAGGAGAUGGUUUCCCACCUGGGAAAAGGGAGUGAUGGCAGGAUGGAUCUUUAUCUGCAGUGAUGCUGAUGGUGAAGCUCUGGAUGUACUGCUCCAUCUAUAUUCCAGCCCUCAUCUAUGGUCUUGGCAUGUGGAUCAUGACCAGAAGAAUGAGAUCCUGGACAAAUGCAGCUCUGGAGGGUAGCUGGACUCUGCCUUAGAGAUUAGGAGAAGAGCUCCAGCUGAGACAGUUCAUCAGAUCAGGAUCUCUGCCAGAAUUUCCUGGAAGGAUCCUGGAUCACUCCUGGACUGAUUCCUGAUCCUGGAAGGAUCCUGGAUCACUCCUGGACUGAUUCCUGAUCCUGGAAGGAUCCUGGAUCACUCCUGGACUGAUUCCUGAUCCUGGAAAGAUCCUGGACCACUCCUGAACUGAUUCCUGAUCCUGGAAGGAUCCUGGACCACUCCUGAACUGAUUCCUGAUCCUGGAAGGAUCCUGGACCACUCCUGAACUGAUUCCUGAUCCUGGAAGGAUCCGGGAUCACUCCUGGACUGAUUCCUGAUCCUGGAAGGAUCCUGGAUCACUCCUGGACUGAUUCCUGAUCCUGGAAGGAUCCUGGAUCACUCCUGGACUGAUUCCUGAUCCUGGAAUGAUCCUGGAUCACUCCUGGACUGAUUCCUGAUCCUGGAAAGAUCCUGGACCACUCCUGAACUGAUUCCUGAUCCUGGAAGGAUCCUGGACCACUCCUGAACUGAUUCCUGAUCCUGGAAGGAUCCUGGAUCACUCCUGAACUGAUUCCUGAUCUUGGAAUGAUCCUGGAUCACUCCUGGACUGAUUCCUGAUCCUGGAAGGAUCCUGGAUCACUCCUGAACUGAUUCCUGAUCUUGGAAGGAUCUUGGAUCACUCCUGGACUGAUUCCUGAUCCUGGAAGGAUCCUGGAUCACUCCUGAACUGAUUCCUGAUCUUGGAAGGAUCCUGGAUCACUCCUGGACUGAUUCCUGAUCCUGGAAGGAUCCUGGAUCACUCCUGAACUGAUUCCUGAUCUUGGAAGGAUCCUGGAUCACUCCUGGACUGAUUCCUGAUCCUGGAAAGAUCUUGGAUCACUCCUGGACUGAUUCCUGAUCCUGGAAGGAUCCUGGACCACUCCUGAACUGAUUCCUGAUCCUGGAAGGAUCCUGGAUCACUCCUGGACUGAUUCCUGAUCCUGGAAGGAUCCUGGAUCACUCCUGGACUGAUUCCUGAUCCUGGAAGGAUCCUGGAUCACUCCUGGACUGAUUCCUGAUCCUGGAAGGAUCCUGGAUCACUCCUGGACUGAUUCCUGAUCCUGGAAGGAUCCUGGAUCACUCCUGGACUGAUUCCUGAUCCUGGAAGGAUCCUGGAUCACUCCUGGACUGAUUCCUGAUCCUGGAAGGAUCCUGGAUCACUCCUGAACUGAUUCCUGAUCUUGGAAGGAUCCUGGAUCACUCCUGGACUGAUUCCUGAUCCUGGAAGGAUCCUGGAUCACUCCUGAACUGAUUCCUGAUCUUGGAAGGAUCCUGGAUCACUCCUGGACUGAUUCCUGAUCCUGGAAAGAUCUUGGAUCACUCCUGGACUGAUUCCUGAUCCUGGAAGGAUCCUGGACCACUCCUGAACUGAUUCCUGAUCCUGGAAGGAUCCUGGAUCACUCCUGGACUGAUUCCUGAUCCUGGAAGGAUCCUGGAUCACUCCUGGACUGAUUCCUGAUCCUGGAAGGAUCCUGGAUCACUCCUGGACUGAUUCCUGAUCCUGGAAGGAUCCUGGAUCACUCCUGAACUGAUUCCUGAUCCUGGAAAGAUCUUGGAUCACUCCUGGACUGAUUCCUGAUCCUGGAAGGAUCCUGGACCACUCCUGAACUGAUUCCUGAUCCUGGAAGGAUCCUGGAUCACUCCUGGACUGAUUCCUGAUCCUGGAAAGAUCCUGGAUCACUCCUGGACUGAUUCCUGAUCCUGGAAGGAUCCUGGACCACUCCUGAACUGAUUCCUGAUCCUGGAAGGAUCCUGGAUCACUCCUGGACUGAUUCCUGAUCCUGGAAAGAUCCUGGAUCACUCCUGGACUGAUUCCUGAUCCUGGAAAGAUCCUGGAUCACUCCUGGACUGAUUCCUGAUCCUGGAAGGAUCCUGGAUCACUCCUGGACUGAUUCCUGAUCCUGGAAGGAUCCUGGAUCACUCCUGGACUGAUUCCUGAUCCUGGAAGGAUCCUGGACCACUCCUGAACACUAUAACGGACUCAGAUGAUUAUUUACUGCAGGUUUAUUUAUUUAUUUCAGUAUUUAUUGUUUGGUAGAAGAAGCGAUGAUGUUUAACCUUCAGUUCAGUUUUUUCUGUUACUGUUCUUUCUUUUAAAGCUGAUGAUCUGGGUUCAACAUUCCCACUCAUCAUGUUCUGUUCGUCUGUCACAGUUUGAAUCUCGGAGUUUUAAAGAACAGGAAAAUGUUGGUUUAUCACAGAAAUGUCCUUCAAAAUAAAAGCUCAGAGUGGAAGAAGGAUCUGAAGGAAUGUUUCCAGUGGGAUUUCUCAUGUCUGCAGAGACUUUAAACCUUCAGAUGUUGGUCUCCUCAGUUCCUCUGCAGAUACUGCUCUCCCCCUGCUGCCUGAUUGGCCCAAUGUUCCUGCUGCUGGAGAACUGAAAUGGUUUGAAAGUGAAAGUGAAGCAUGUUCAGGAGAUGUUCAUGUUUGAUGCUGACGUCAGUAACAGCUGGUUUUAUAUUAAAUAAGAAAUGCUGCAUCUUA
Molecule: messenger RNA, 6718 nt
Organism: Girardinichthys multiradiatus
Lineage: Eukaryota; Metazoa; Chordata; Actinopteri; Cyprinodontiformes; Goodeidae
Gene: slc25a25b
Product: solute carrier family 25 member 25b
Exons: 11
Coding region: 1543-3150 (535 amino acids)
Biological process (GO): transmembrane transport
Cellular component (GO): mitochondrial inner membrane
Molecular function (GO): ATP transmembrane transporter activity; calcium ion binding
Source: RefSeq, a predicted model, not a curated record